This is a messenger RNA of Cyphellophora europaea CBS 101466, 1260 nucleotides long. RefSeq lists its product as uncharacterized. The record is from RefSeq and is a predicted model, not a curated record. Gene Ontology annotation, molecular function: FAD binding. Bases 1 to 1260 code for a protein of 419 amino acids. Lineage: Eukaryota; Fungi; Ascomycota; Eurotiomycetes; Chaetothyriales; Cyphellophoraceae. The transcript has 4 exons.
AUGGCCGCUGCAAGUGACAACAAAGCACCGUUUGAGAAGGUUGUGGUGGCCGGCGCCGGCCCUGCAGGACUCCUCUCAGCACUACUCCUGGCGCAACAAGGCAUUCACGUAACAGUCCUUGAGUCGUGGGACCGUCUCGACGAGCGACUCCGCGCCACUCAGUAUGGGGUACCCGCCACUCGUGUCUUCCGGAAGGCUGGUCUGAUAGACGACAUCCGCGACGCUUCCAUCGAGAAUUUCCCUUCUAUCUGCUGGCGGAAGACCAGCACUCAUGAGCGAUUGGCUGGCGUCGACUUGUCGGUUAUCAAAGACCACCCGGAUCGCAUGACUAUUUUGCCGUUGAAUCUGUUGGUCCGGAUCAUUUAUCGUCACUGUGUGGAAAAGACGCAAGGAAGGGUCGAGGUCAAGUUCAAGCAUGAGGUUGUAGCUGUAGGACAGGAUGAUGAACGCGCAUGGGUCGAUGUCAAGGUUGAUGGAACACCAGGGACAACUCGCUUCGAGGCAGAUUACCUGAUCGGCUGCGAUGGUAGCAAGAGUGUGGUUAGACAUUGCUUGUACGGCCGCCAUUGGCCUGGUGUGACUUUCGACUGCCACCUGCUGGUCCAAAAUGUGUGGUACGAUGGCUUCGAGAAGCACGGCUGGGAUGGCGGCAACUACAUGGUUGACCCAAACUAUUGGGGUUUGAUCGCAAAACGUGGAAAGGGAGGUCUCUGGCGGGUAACUUACGGCGACAUCGAUGGCCUCACCGACGAGGAAUACGAGCAGCGCCGGCCAACGGUCUUUGAGAAAAUGCUGCCAGGUCAUCCCAAGCCUGGACAGUACAAGAUCACCCAGACGGAUCACUUCCGUACGCACAACCGCUGCGUCGAGUCGAUGCGUGUCGGUCGCAUCCUCCUGGCUGGUGAUGCAGCCCACGUCAACAAUCCAUGGGGGGGUUAUGGCUGCAUGGCUGCAGUCCUAGAUGCCGGUGCCCUAGCGGAUUGUCUGAUCGGGGUCUACAAAGGCCAAGCAGGCGACGAGAUCCUGGAUUUGUAUGCCCAAAUCCGGCGCGAAAAGUAUUUGAAGUAUAUCGACGAGCGAUCGCAGCGAAACUUCAAUAGGGUUCGCAACAACGAUCCGGACCACGUCCUGCAAAACGACAAGCUGCUGAAGAUCUUCCAAGACUUGGAAGGAGAUGCGGCAGGGACAAAGACUUUCCUUCUGGUAGGUGAAGGCGGCUACAGAGCGAAACUACCCCUGGCAAAACCUCUAUUCGGCUAA